GGCGUCAGGGGCAUGGAGGAGCGGCGGGCUCGGAGCCGCGCCCCGGAGUCCGCGAAACUUCCGAGCGGGCGCCAGUCCGCGUCGCUGCCGCCGCCGCUUUGCCUGCCGGCCUGAGAGCGGGACCAUGGAUGAAAGGUUCAACAGGUGGCUGCUGACGCCGGUGCUCACUCUCCUCUUCGUGGUCAUCAUGUAUCAGUACGUGUCCCCCUCCUGCACCAGCUCCUGCGCCAACUUCGGGGAGCAGCCCCGCGCCGGGGAGGCCGGCCAGCCUGCCGCCCCGAGUCCCGCCCGCCGGGCACAGGCGCCGCUCGAGGAGUGGGAGCGACGGCCCCAGCUGCCCCCGCCACCUCGGGGGCCGCCCGAGGGGUCUCGGGGGGCCGCGGCGCCGGAGGACGAGGACGAGGAGCCGGGGGACCCUGAGGAGGAGGAGGAGGAGGAGGAGGAGGAGGAGGAGGCUGAGGAGGAGGAAGAGGAGCCGGACCCGGAGGCCCCCGAGAACGGUUCCCUGCCCCGGUUCGUGCCGCGCUUUAACUUCACCCUGAAGGACCUGACCCGCUUCGUGGAUUUCAACAUCAAAGGGCGCGACGUGAUCGUGUUCCUGCACAUCCAGAAGACCGGGGGCACCACGUUCGGUCGGCACCUGGUGAAGAACAUCCGGCUGGAGCAGCCGUGUAGCUGCAAAGCCGGCCAGAAGAAGUGCACCUGCCACCGGCCGGGCAAGAAGGAGACGUGGCUUUUCUCUCGCUUCUCCACCGGCUGGAGCUGCGGACUGCAUGCCGACUGGACGGAGCUCACCAACUGCGUGCCGGCCAUUAUGGAGAAGAAAGACUGUCCCCGCAACCACAGCCACACCAGGAAUUUCUAUUACAUCACCAUGUUGCGGGAUCCAGUGUCUCGGUACCUGAGCGAGUGGAAACACGUCCAGAGAGGGGCCACGUGGAAAACUUCCCUCCACAUGUGUGAUGGGAGAAGCCCCACCCCCGAUGAGCUGCCGACCUGCUACCCUGGGGACGACUGGUCCGGGGUCAGCCUGCGGGAGUUCAUGGACUGCACCUACAACCUGGCCAACAACCGCCAGGUGCGCAUGCUGGCGGACCUCAGCCUGGUGGGCUGCUACAACUUGACUUUCAUGAACGAGAGCGAGAGGAGCGCCAUCCUGCUGCAGAGCGCCAAAAGCAACCUGAAGAACAUGGCUUUCUUCGGGCUCACGGAAUUCCAGAGGAAGACACAGUUUCUCUUUGAGAGGACAUUCAACCUCAAGUUCAUCUCCCCCUUCACGCAGUUCAACAUCACGCGGGCUUCCAACGUGGAAAUCAACGAGGGCGCCCGCCAGCGCAUCGAGGAGCUGAACUUCCUGGACAUGCAGCUGUACGAGUACGCGAAGGACCUCUUCCAGCAGCGCUACCACCGCACCAAGCAGCUAGAACACCAGAGGGACCGGCAGAAGAGACGGGAGGCGCGGAGGCUGCAGCGGGAGCACCGCGGCCACCGGUGGCCCAAACGGGAGGGGAACCCAGAGGGGGCGGUCACGGAGGACUACAACAGCCAGGUGGUGAGAUGGUGACCCCCUGCCCUCUCCUCCCCCGGGAAGGGGAGGACGAGCAGGCGCACUGACCUACCUUGGAGAAUGUUGGCCCAAGCUGAGGACAUCUGGCUGUAGGUGGCUUGAUUUGGACACCUGCUUCCUCUUUGUCGUCACCUUUAUCCAGCUGGAGAUGAUCCGUCUUGUUCUUUUUUCCCUGACGCUUUUCAAUCCGCGAUGUUAAGUAGAGUCAGAUGCGUUCAAUAAUAGACCACUUUAGAAGGUCAAGGGGAGAAGCAGCACAAAGAAAAGAGUCCUUGGAAUCUCUUUUGCAGCAGCAUAGGUUAGAGUUUGGGUAACUGGAACCCACCAGGGCACAUAUGAAAAGCCUAAUUAUGGCCUGGAUGUUCUGCUGAAACUGGUCUGUUGGUACUGUGUCUGUAAUGGAGAUACUGCUCUGUAAAGAGAGGAAAAGAAGGCUUUUUCAGCCCUUAGAUGAGGUUUAACGCCAGCUCUUGCUUGGCUGUUGGCUCUCAUCUUUGAACUCUAUUUCAUGUGGUUUUAAUCAUAAGUAGUGUAAUGUGUUUUGUUGUUAAGGUUGUUUUUCAACAAGAUGACCCUACUACUGGCCAUCACUGGAGACUCACAUCCCCUGCAUCUUAACUCUAAGUCAUGCCUUCUCCCCCAUCUUUUAGGGAACAGCUAUUGGAUUGAGGACAGGGGUGCCUGUGGCCCCAGGGAAAUUAACAUUGGUAGGGACAUUCAGGAGAAACCGUCCUUAUCAAUGAAUGCCUAGAGAGAUCAGCCUUUACCAUUUUAUUUUCAGUGUAAGGAAUGAAUGAUAAAUUAAGAGGAAAAAAAGCAGGAGGAUUACUAUAUGCCUAACCUUUCCAAUCUGGCUACAGAACCUUAGUUUCUGAGGACUAUUUCAGAGCUUUACCUCUUUGGAACAGUCAUCUUCUUUGAUACGGUUACGCCAAGUUUGAAACUCUGCUGUCACAGAGGAAAAGACGUUUAAAAAUAAUUUGGUCUGAAGAAUAGGAGCUUGGCCAGCAUGUAUACAAACCAUAGUAAAGAUCACUAAAUAAAAAAACAGCUCUGGGGAAGGGGAUAGCUCAGUGGUAGAGCGCAUGCCUAGCAUGCAUGAGGCCCUGGGUUCCAGCCUCAGUAUAUCUAUUAAAUAAAUAAAUAAAUAAAUAAAUAAAUAAAUAAAUAAAUAAAUAAAUACACAAACCUGAUUACACCCCCCAAAAAAUAGGUCUGAUUGGGGCCAUGAGACAUGGAACACAGUGGGGUGGUUAUCCCAGGUGUUUAGAAAGACCCUACCUCCCAACAUGUUAAAUAUCUCUCGCCUGAUAACUUUUUUUGAUCUCUCCCGUUGUCAGGCUGUGGCCACUGCCACUACAUCAGGCUAGAGAGCGUAUAAAACAGAACCGGAAAAUGUGCUGCGUUGCCAAGUGCUUCUUCUUCUCACCAUUUCCCAGUCACAAAUACAGUAACACAAAAGUUUUUGAAUAAUGAAGGAAGAAGUAUGGUAGAGAGGAAUAAAGAGCCCUUGCCAAGCAUUUAGUAGGAGAUCAGAGUGGGUAGAAAGUUUCACAGCAGAUUGAUCUGAUCAAUCCCUUCGAGAAGCUGAAGGCAAAAUGAGUAAAACCCGUAAAUCAGAUUGAAAAGCCUAUUUCAUUGAUAUCCAACAUGUUUGAUGUUUAAGCCAGCUUUACAUAAGCCACGUCUCAGCCUCCAGAAUACUCUCUCUGGGGUUGAGAGUUAAUCAACCCACUAGCAUUCAUGGAGUGCUUGUCUGUACAGAGGGGAGCCUGGUGUCUCCAUCAAAGAGAGAUCUGGAGAAGAGGCUCAGAUAACUCUUACACUACCCUUGGCUUCAGCUGUCACGGGAGGAAAGGCAUUACUGAGACGUUCUUUGUGGCAGGAACUUGGGGAGACCCUUUUCAUACCUCAAAUCUAUUCACAAAAAGGUAGAUAUUGUUAGCCCCAAUUUCACAGAUAAGGAAAGUGAAACCUGCAGACACUAAGUAGCUUCCUCAUGGGCGUGAGUUAGGUCUGGCUGACUGCAAAGUGCAAGCUCUUUUUCCUCCAUCAUGUUUUCCAUAUGGGAUAAAAGCUUCCUGCCAAUCAGGCAAGAAGCCACCUGUUAUUGCCCAGAAGGAUUUGUCUCUAACCACGUGGGUGACACAACUGUGACAACACCGAGCGAGCAGGGACCCAGAGCCAUGUUACCCUGGCUCAGCCCAGCCUCCUCCAGAUCACUGACCCAGCAAGGAGCUGAGAGAUUGAUGACUUCAUAGGCAGUUGUAAUUUUUGAGCCAUAUACGGAGUGAGUUAAAGGGGCCAGGUAAAUAUUGCUUGUUAGUUGGUAGAGAUUAGGUUCACAAAACAUCAGUGUUCCCCUUCCUGACGAUUUGUUCCUGAGGUAGAGAAGGAAGGAGGAUUGCAGCUGGAAUUAAUGAGCGGAAUUCUCUCUGUCUUCUCAUUUUGAUGGUAGGAUCUAACACUGCCUAGAAUGGCAGGGCUGCAAAUUAUCUUUCUGCCUGCCACUGUGAAACACGCAUGCACGCUCACACACACAUACACACACGCACGCACAAUAGCAAUCCAGUGUCUUGUCAUGUGGAAAAUCAAAACAAGUUCGAAAGCGUUCAGAUUGUUUCUUUUAAACUCACUUUACAUUUUUGGCAGGGAAUUCAUGCAUAGCUGAGACUUGGAGGCAGCCUCUGCUAACUUCACACUGUUCCUUGGGCACCUCGGGAUUUAUAUCAAAAGGCUUUCUGCAGCCUUGCUGCUGAAGGCGUGAUGUAUGGGGCUCCACUUGAGACCCGACAUCAGGAUGUUCAGAGGAGAAACCAUCUCUUGGUAUUGGCCCGAGGCCAGUGCUGAGCAAAUUAAAAAGACCUACAUGGGCUUCCGCCCUGGUAUCAUUUCAUUCUAAAGCAGCUCGUUCAUCCUAUCCCCUGGGGUCCUGUGUUGACAGAAAUGAAGAGGUGGGGGUACAGUUUGUUCUCUGAAAAUUGACUGCACAGUGCCAUGCCAAGCGAUGUUUGGGGAAGGGAUGUCAGCAGAAGGCAUCUGGACCUCAGGAUCGGGCAGCCAGCAGCCUUAAUACCCAAAGCCAAAUCAGUUGCAGUUACAUUAGUGUGAAAGCCAAGAAGAGCCCCCCCCCUCCAAAAUUUUAAAUCCCUAAGGAUUCUACAUCCUGUUUACUCCUACAACUCCCAGGUAGACCUUCCUUUCCUUUUCUUGGCAGUCGCAGCUCCAGCAACCAGACUGAGAUGAGGUAUCUGUCUGUGUGUUCAAAUUAUUAUUAAGGACUAUGAUACAUACUAUAUAUUAUGUUUUCUUUUAAGUUUUUGGCAGUCUGCUCUUGGAAAAUAGAGAAAACCUGCCCUGAGCAGUAUUUGAAUACUCUUUCUAAUCAUUGAUAACAUUAGCAAUCAGUGUUAGGCAACAGUUAAGGAUAUCAUAUAUGUUAUUUAAAAAUUAUAAAAAUCUGUUCCUUAUCGUCUAAAGGAGGUCACUUUGUCAGAAAUACUUUGAUCAAAGGUUUGAAAUAUGAGUACAAAAGUCUGACUAGAGAUAAUAUGAAUAUGGGGAAGAUGAUCUACUCCACAGACUUAGCAAGGAGGUUAACAAAGAUCAUUCAAAAAUGAAGUCCAUUAGGUAGGAUUCCCAUUAGGCUGUUUCAACAGAGCAACUCAAAACAAUAGUGACUUCAAAAGACUGAAGCAAUUGCUUUCCUACUUAAAAGACACACUGGUCUGGUAUGUGACAUUACCAGAAUCCCAGGACCUCUCUCCUUGCUCUUUAAUCCUAAUAUGCAGCUACCAUCUCAUGCUCCAAGAUGACUGCUGCAGUUCCUGCCAUCUCAUUUUCAUCUAAGACACCGGAGAGGAAGUGGAGGGAGGUUGCACAUAUCCCUUCCAGUCACAUCUCAUGGGCUAGAACCUAGCCACUAGACACAUCUAGCUGCAGAGAAGGCCAGGAAAUGUCAUCAUCAUUGGUUGCCAUGUGCCUUGAUAAAUGUAAGGGUUCUAUUACUAAAGAAACAAUGUGAAAAUUAGUACAGAUCUAAACUAUCAGUCUUUGAUGCAAAAGGGAGUUGAAAAAUAUUUCAAGUGCUUUUCAAAGUCAUCUAUUUCAUCAUCUAUUUUGCAAAGGCUAAAAUGAAAAUUCGUAACUUUGUAUAGGAUUUAAUGCUUUUCAAAACAUUUUUACAUCUAGUGUCUCACCUGAUCUUCGCUACAUUCUUGUAUGUUAAAUAGGACCUCUAUUCAUUAAUUCCAUUCAAUAGUUUGAUGCGGAGAUUCAGAUGUUGAAAGAUUUCCCAAAGAGUCUAGUUUAUUAACAAGACAGUUGCUCAGAGCCCCAGUCUUUUGACUUCAUACUUUUUACUACUUUUUAUUGCCCAUCAUUAGUACUGGGACUGGGAAUUGCAAGAACAUGAAAUCUAAUUCUUUGUUGGUGUGUAUCUCCCCUUACCUUCCCAUGGAACUGCAGUGACUUAGAAAAUGCCAAGGAGACAGCUAGAGUUAAUCCUGGACUCCCUGCCUCCAGGAAGGGAGCCUCUUAUUAGGAGUGAAGUGUCCAGGAAACACAAGCACUCAAACACCUCUGCUUGGAGGUCCACCCCACCCAAUCCAAACACUGUUCCACAAUUCCUUAGGGAAGCUCAGUGGUGGAAAUAUUUAGAAUCAGUAGCAGCCUAAAUAGAGGAGCUUAAAAGGGGGAUUAAUAGAACCCCUGCUAAAAAAAAAAAAAAAAAAAAAAAAAAAAAAAAAUUCCUUCCUUCUCCACUUCUUCCCCAGGUCCCUGGAAUUUUAUUGCCAACUUACUGCUUUGGUUCUUAAAAGUUUGAUUUGGUGUUAAAUGAAUCCCUUUCUACAUUUGCCAGGGAGAGGAAUUGCUCUAAGUUGUCAUAAGCUAGCAUCUCCACACAGAGGGUUUAUCUGAUUCCUCUGCAACCCUGACCGCCAGGGGAGAAGCAGUGCCCGCGUAACGGGGCCCUGCAGAGGUGGGGCGGGGAGAGGAAGGGGAGCGAUGGAGGAAAGUAGGACUUCUAAAAUGGAAGCGGGUCUUUCAAAGGUGGAAAGAUGAGGAAUUAAAUAUGUGCCAGGGAAUACUGAAAAUAGAAGAGUGAGUCAUACAGUUUCUGUCCUCAAGAACAAGGGCCGUCUGGAGACAGCAGACUGUGAUUCUUUUGGCCGUUGAAAAGAGCAGGAAAAGGCAGGAAGCUCAUGAGACAGGACCAGAGCGCUGGGAUGGGUUUAGGGACUGAAUUAGGGUUGGGUCAAAGAGAAAGCUGGGUCAGACUUAGGCAAAGAAUACUCUGAUCUGACCACAGCUGUGUCUCUAAGGCUUUUCUUUUCCAUAGUCCUUGUGCCUCUGCUGGUCACAAGAGCUCCAGCUGAAAGUCUGCAGGUGGUAUCAGGCUGGCUGAGUCUGAUGACUCUGCCCAUUUGGGCCACCUCCGGGGAGACUGCAAAGGUCCUUUCUCCAAGGCACUUCCAACUUUCCUUCUAACCCCCUUCCUUCCAUCCCUACUGGACAUAGCCUGCUGUUCUCUUAACCACAUUCACCUGGACACAGCCAAACGAAUGCCCUGGAACUUUGAAUUAGCCCCUCUGGGCCAGUGGGCAGGCUCUGAGACCUGUGCGUUUUGUAGCCUAAUGGAUGGAAUGCAGAUGGACCCAUCGUCACAACACGCUGAUAGGACCAACCUACCUUGCAGAGGUGCUGAGAUUUCCAGAGCACUGGCCUCACCGUGCACACCAGCAACAUCUGCAAAACAAAAGCCCCUGAACUUCCAAACAAGGACUCGAGGCAACCUAACAGAACGACGGAUCUGAGAACAGGGAAGCACAGAUGUUUCCUGAGCUUGUGUUCUAAGCCGUUUAUGGGAAAGACUGCAACUGUCAUCCUUUGGCACACUGAGUGGAACCUCUGUGAGUUACACGUGCUGUUGCUCUGUGGGAACUCGUCGAAGGGCCAGAUGUCAGAGCUGAAAAACCUCAGUUCUUGCCGGGGAAAGCAGCGUCUGACAGAGCAGAGUGUGUGUGAUGUAGUCAUUGCCACAUUUGUCUUCCACAAACUUGUCAUUUUUUUUUUUAACCAUGGCCAUCUUUUCCUUCCUUCUUCCCCCACCCCCAGAAGCACCUGCUGGGUUUUGCUUGCAUUAUUUUUCAUUGAACAUAUCAAAGAUGAAAAAUGUUGGAAAGAAAACUGGACUUUUAUCAGGUGUCCCAUUUUAAAUGUAAAGAUAGUUACCCAAUAGAUAGUAAAUUAUUUCUCCUGAGAGAUAUUUCCUUUUGUUUCUGUGCAAUAAUAUGUAUGAACUCGGGUACUAGGAGAUUGUAUUGUGAGAUUAUCAACCUUUAUUGCUGUUUAAAAAUGAUAGUUUGUAGAACUGAGGAUUUCCAUUGAUGUGAAGCACAAUUUAAUGAAUAAGUUAACAUAUUAAACUGUUGUGAUGUCAAGAA
Molecule: messenger RNA, 8013 nt
Organism: Camelus dromedarius (Arabian camel)
Lineage: Eukaryota; Metazoa; Chordata; Mammalia; Artiodactyla; Camelidae
Gene: HS6ST3
Product: heparan sulfate 6-O-sulfotransferase 3
Exons: 2
Coding region: 125-1564 (479 amino acids)
Cellular component (GO): membrane
Molecular function (GO): heparan sulfate 6-sulfotransferase activity
Source: RefSeq, a predicted model, not a curated record